AUGACCAUAUAUUCCAGUGUUCCCGACCCUACAGAGCAAGCAGCAAGAAAGGAACGAGUUAGACAAGCAGAGGAGUCAGGGCAACUCUUAGAAUCUGCUGUUCACCUGGCUCAAUCAAACCUCAAGACUCAUGAACAUACCUCGCUGGCUCUCCCUCUAUCCUCGGAACGCAUCCCUGUCUCGCUUUGUCUUGGUCCUAUAAACCCAGAGAGUGUGAUCUCUCAUGGUGAGGGCCAAGGUAUCUUGCCUCUGCCUCCUCCUAAGAGGAAACCUGGACGACCCCCGGGCUCCAAAAAACCCCCUCGAAGCCCCCUACCCCUGGCAAAAACUAGUACAAAAAUCAGGAAGGUUCGUCGUGCGCUUCCUCCUAAACGGAAACAUCCAUCUGAAUCUUCCUCCAGAGGGAGUGAUAGAACAAUUUCGAGAGAGUUUGGUGGCCCUAGUGCUGUAAACCCUCUGGAUGAGGUGGGCUCUCGGGACAUGAAUCCAUACCCCAAACCUCCAGCUCCAGGCUUGGGGAACCCCUUGACAGCCCAACGAGUAAGGAAUAUCCGGCGCAAGCUCUUCCCGGAUAUUUUGUUCCUCUCUGAAACCAAAAAUGCAGACGCCUUUAUCCUAAACAAACUUAAGAGUCUCAAAUAUGAUCACCACCAUUUGGUUCCCCCACAUGAUAUCUGUGGCGGAGGACUGCCUCUCUUUUGGAAGCAAGACCUCAACUUGGAAAUCAUCUCAUCAUGUGCAAAUUACAUCGACACCUCCAUUCGCUAUGAAGGCAAACUCCUGUUCAUCACGCUGGUGCAUGGGGACCCUGAGCGAUCCAAACGCAAAGCGGUAUGGGAUUCUAUCAUCUCCCUCUCAUCCCUUCGCGAAGCCCCAUGGUUUCUUACCGGGGAUUUCAACGACAUCCUUGACAACUCCGAGAAGUAA
Messenger RNA from Eutrema salsugineum, 927 nucleotides. RefSeq lists its product as uncharacterized. The record is from RefSeq and is a predicted model, not a curated record. Bases 1 to 927 code for a protein of 308 amino acids. Gene Ontology annotation, molecular function: catalytic activity. The transcript has 2 exons. NCBI's taxonomy places the organism in Eukaryota, Viridiplantae, Streptophyta, Magnoliopsida, Brassicales, Brassicaceae.